This is a messenger RNA of Jaculus jaculus (lesser Egyptian jerboa), 9522 nucleotides long. It is a transcript of the gene Dlgap2, whose product is annotated as DLG associated protein 2. The record is from RefSeq and is a predicted model, not a curated record. Gene Ontology annotation, cellular component: postsynaptic specialization; glutamatergic synapse. The coding region runs from base 369 to 3626 and encodes 1085 amino acids. Lineage: Eukaryota; Metazoa; Chordata; Mammalia; Rodentia; Dipodidae. Gene Ontology annotation, biological process: signaling. Gene Ontology annotation, molecular function: molecular adaptor activity. The transcript has 16 exons.
CACAUCCACAUGGAAUCCACUCCAGAUCCAUGUUUUCUAUUACGCUUGAAUAUAUGGGACAUGCAUCGCGAGCGAUCCUAUGCCUGCCACCGUGCUGCAGUGUGCCUGUUUUGCAGAGCGCUGUGGCAGCUUGUUCCAAGCUGUGGCUGAUCAGAGCUGUGGCCACUCACUCUGUAGUCCUGGCCUCCUUCAUUUGCAGCGAGAUUGAAGUGGCUCAGUGUGCACAGCUCCCUGUCUACUAAGGAGCACCUGGCGCUUUGCAUUUGGAUGCUGCAAACCGUGCAGCAGGACUCUUGCCUUGGGAUCACUGUAGUGGGAUCCUAACUUCCCAUUCUCAAAGGACAUGUGUAGAAGGUCGGGCCUGACCCAUGGAACUGAGACUGACUAAGCUCAAAGGGAACUUUCAUGGACUGACUCUGUUCAAAGAGUCUCAGUGUACCCUCUGCGGGGAGCCAGAAGAGGAAGAAGGAGGAGACUUGGCCCAGCCGGGCCUCAGCUUUACUGGGCCAGCAGAAGAGGACCUAGACCAGCAGUACUCAUGGUCUCCAACACAGCACUUCAAUGAGGAAAGGUACUCACCUGCACCCAGGAACAUGAAAGGGUUAUCAGGAAGCAGGAAUCAGCCUCAGAUAUGUGCUGGCCAUACAUGUGGCCUGUCACCUCCUGAUGAUUGCGAGCACCCCCAUGACCAUGUACACCAUGGGCCAGAUGUACGGCAGCCCUACCUGCUCAGCCCGGCUGAGAGCUGCCCAAUGGACCACCACCGCUGCUCCCCCAGGAGCUCUGUCCACUCGGAGUGCAUGAUGAUGCCUGUAAUGCUGGGCGACCACGUGUCCAGUAGCACCUUCCCCAGGAUGCAUUACAGCUCGCACUAUGACACGAGGGAUGACUGUGCCAUGUCUCAUGCCAGUACGAAAGUGAACCGCAUCCCUGCCAACCUUCUGGACCAGUUUGAGAAGCAGCUUCCCCUACACCGGGACGGUUUCCACACGCUGCAGUACCAGAGGGCCUCAGCUGCCACUGAGCAGCGUAGCGAGAGCCCGGGCAGAAUCCGACACCUGGUCCACUCUGUCCAGAAGCUCUUCACCAAGUCACACUCUUUGGAAGGUUCUUCCAAGAGUAAUGUCAAUGGGACCAAGGGUGACAGUCGAGUGGAUGACCACCACAAUAGCCACCACUCUAAACACAGCAAAAGGAGUAAAAGCAAGGAACGGAAGCCGGAGAGCAAGCAUAAGUCUGGCAUGAGCAGCUGGUGGAGCUCUGAUGACAACCUGGACAGUGACAGUACAUACCGGACACCCAGCGUGGUUAACCGGCACCACGUGGACCACAUCUCCCACUGCUACCCAGAGGCGCUGCAGAGCCCCUUUGGGGACCUCUCACUGAAGACUUCCAAAAGCAACAAUGAUGUCAAGUGUUCAGCCUGUGAGAGCUUGGCCCUAACACCCGAUGCUAAGUACAUGAAGCGCAGCUCCUGGUCCACGCUCACAGUGAGCCAGGCCAAGGAGGCCUACCGCAAGAGCUCCCUGAACUUGGACAAGCCUCUGGUCCACCCAGAAAUCAAACCUUCCUUGCGGCCAUGCCACUACCUCCAGGUACCUCAGGAUGAAUGGGCCGCAUACCCCAUGGGUGGCAAAGAAGAGGAGAUACCCUGCCGCAGGAUGAGAAGUGGCAGCUACAUCAAAGCCAUGGGUGAUGAAGAAAGUGGAGAAUCAGACUCUAGCCCCAAAACAUCCCCGAAGAUGGCCAUCCGGCCAGAGCCCCUGCUGAAGUCCAUUGUUCAGAGACCUCUCGGAGACCACCAAACCCAGAGCUACCUGCAAGCUGCCAGUGAGGUGCCUGUCGGUCACAGCCUGGACCCGUCGGCCAACUACAACUCCCCGAAGUUCCGGUCCAGGAACCAGAGCUACAUGCGGGCUGUGAGCACCCUGAGCCAGGCCAGCUGUGUGAGCCAGAUGAGUGAAGCAGAAAUCAAUGGGCAGUUUGAGUCGGUGUGUGAAUCUGUCUUUAGUGAAGUUGAAUCUCAGGCCAUGGAUGCCCUUGACCUUCCUGGAUGUUUCCGAACAAGGAGUCAUAGUUACCUUCGAGCCAUCCAAGCUGGUUACUCUCAAGACGAUGAAUGUAUCCCCACGAUGACGCCCUCUAACAUGACCUCUACCAUCAGGUCCACAGCAGCUGUCUCUUACCCAAAUUACAAGAAGACACCCCCACCGGUGCCUCCACGGACCACCUCCAAACCUCUGAUCUCAGUGACAGCCCAGAGUAGCACUGAGUCCACACAGGAUGCCUACCAGGACAGUCGUGCCCAGAGGAUGUCCCCAUGGCCCCAGGAUGGCCGUGGCCUCUACAACUCCACGGACAGUCUGGACAGCAACAAGGCCAUGAAUCUGGCUCUAGAAACAGCCGCUGCCCAACGCCAUGCUGCAGACAGCCAAAGUGGCCCAACACGGACCAGCGACAAGUCAAUCCUGGUGUCCAAGGCUGAGGAGCUCCUUAAGAGCCGCUGUUCCUCCAUUGGGGUCCAGGAUUCUGAAUUCCCAGAACAUCAGCCCUACCCAAGGUCAGAUGUGGAGACAGCCACAGAUUCUGACACGGAGAGCCGGGGUCUACGGGAGUACCACUCUGUUGGUGUGCAAGUAGAAGACGGAAAGCGGCAUGGGCGUUUCAAACGCUCAAACAGCGUCACAGCUGCCGUGCAGGCUGACCUGGAGCUGGAGGGCUUCCCGGGGCACAUCACCAUGGAGGACAAGGGCCUGCAGUUUGGAUCCUCCUUUCAGCGGCAUUCAGAGCCCAGUACUCCAACCCAAUAUGGGGCACUGAGGACUGUGAGGACACAGGGCCUCUUCAGUUAUAGGGAGGACUACAGGACGCAGGUGGACACCUCCACCCUGCCCCCACCUGACCCCUGGCUGGAGCCAUCCCUGGACACAGUGGAAACUGGGAGGAUGUCUCCAUGCCGCAGGGAUGGCUCAUGGUUUCUGAAAUUGCUGCACACAGAGACAAAGAGGAUGGAAGGCUGGUGCAAAGAGAUGGAGAGAGAAGCUGAGGAGAAUGAUCUUUUGGAAGAAAUUCUUGGCAAGAUCAGGAGUGCUGUAGGGAGUGCCCAGCUGCUCAUGUCCCAGAAGUUCCAGCAGUUUUAUUGGCUCUGCCAGCAGAACAUGGACCCCAGUGCCAUGCCAAGACCAACAUCACAAGAUCUAGCUGGCUACUGGGACAUGUUGCAGCUGUCGGUUGAAGAUGUCAGCAUGAAGUUCGAUGAACUACACCAACUGAAGCUCAAUGACUGGAAGAUAAUAGAGUCACCUGAAAGAAAGGUACUGCCUAAGGGAGAAGACACGGGUGAGGUCUGUGUGUUCCCCAAUAGCUGGCUAUCUGCUGAGGAAGUAAGAGCUCUCCAGAUGUCAGGGGAAGAGAGGAAGGUCCCCCCUCCAAUACCAAAGAAGCCCCCCAAAGGGAAAUUUCCCAUCACAAGGGAAAAAUCCCUGGACCUGCCCGACCGACAGCGCCAAGAAGCCAGGCGUAGGCUCCUGGCUGCCAAGCGAGCUGCCUCCUUCCGCCAGAACUCUGCCACGGAGCGGGCGGACAGCAUCGAGAUCUACAUCCCCGAGGCACAGACGCGGCUCUGAGGGCAGGAGGCCUUUGGCGCCUGGUUUUGUUCUUUUUCACAAAAUGCUUGUACAGUUUAUUGCCUACCUGGUAGCUUCUGUCUCGCCCCUCCACCAGAAUUGCCCUGCUGUGUGUUCUCUGCACUGAGGACAGCGGAUGCUCUGAUGCCUCCACUGGCUGAGCUCAUGGCAAGAAGGACUUUUCGCGGAUGUAGGCUCUCAUGGACAGGUGUGGUGAGCCCUGACUUACCUCCUUGUUCUCAGAGGACCACCGAGCAGCCUCCUGAGAUGGAACCCAGCUUACACUUUGUUAUUUAUAUUUUUAUAAAUUGUGUGAUAACUAGAGGUCAGUAUAAAAAUGACUACAAAUGGGUGCAUCUCACCACUCCCUUGAGAGGCAUCAGACACCCCAAGUGGAAGGUGCUACAACUUGAAGGCCAGCAAAGACAGGCAGACCCAUUCCCCUAACCUUUGGUUUCUUCUCCCCAGCCCAGCUGCCCACCACCCCUGUUGUCCUUACCCUCCCCAUCACCAUGGAAAUUAGAUUCCUCAUGGUGAUGGAAGAGAGGGUCUCUCCAUACUCCCCCACUAUGUCAUUGUUUUCCAAAAAGAAAAACAAAGAGGAGAUGCAAGGCUGAACUCCCCCCCCACACACACACAAACAAACAAACAAAAAUCCAGCAUAGCAUCUUCUCAUUCAAAAGAAAGAUAAAUGUCCCCACAAGGGAAAGAGAUGAACGGGAGCCUCAAAAGGCUGAGAGUCUAAAGAGAAAAUUGUCAUGAAACAAUCAUUGUAUUUUUAUCCCUUUGUGACUUAAAACAUUACACAUAACAUUUUCUUUAAAUUUCACUGCUUAAGAUAUAUGUGAUUUUUUUAUGUGUUGUAUACAUUCUCAAACUGCUAUCAGUUGACUUGCCAGGGUAUCCUUAAAAAAAAGUUUGCUUGUUUAAAAAUGAUAGUUGUGAUGCUAUAAAAAUUAUAAGAAAUAUGAAUGUGAGUGGUAAGUAUAUCUCAGUUAAAAUGGUAAAGAAGAAAAAGUAGUUUGCACUUGUAUUUUUCCAGAAUUCUCUUGUCCUAUGCAGUAUUGCUGAAGUUAAGACUGUAGUUCUUGCCUGUGUUAGACAUAAAAGGGAAAAAAGGUCACACACGGUGAUUUCCAGCUGUGGAAUUUAUGAAAAGUAAUUAGUGUUCAUGACUCUGAAGGGCACAGAGAAAGGAAAGAUCAGCUCCGAUUAAGAGGCUUUGGUGUAAAUUACAUUUACACGCAGUGAUCACUGUUCUGUGUGGCUGCCCAGACACCCGCACGGAGCUGUCAGGUUGCCCAUGGGUCCUGACCUCAGAGUUUUGUAUUCCUCAAGUACAGGCAGGGUUCUACCCCAUGCCAGGUCUUCCUUCUUGCUGCUUUAAGGAGCACCGUGUGCUUAGCCAUAGGCAGAAAGCUUCCUACAGCCCUGUAGCACUUUGUCCUCUCCCUGUGAUUCGCACUUUAAACUGUCCCUGGCCCUCUGCAGCCUGAUGGUGUCUCUACAUGGGUGCCCCAGCGAGGGCAGCCACGCAGCUGGGGCAUUGUUAGGACUACAGUGGCCUUUUCCUCAUGGUCCACACAUUCCACUACGCAUGGGGGGCGCGGGGCACGGUUGAUAUCACAGCAUGUCAAGCUUCAAAGUUUUACUUUUUUAAAGCCGAGUAGUUAAGAAUUCCCUGUAAGAAGAAAACCCUGUAAAUUGAGCCUCAUAUAUGGUAUAUAUUUUACCAAACAGCCUUAAAAUAUAUUUGGAAGCAAAAAUCAUACGAAUGUAUAUCCUUGAAAAAUGCAAAAAAAAAAUCCCUGAAAUAUUCUUCUAUAACUUAACCUUAUUUCCCCAGAGUGUUCAAAGCAUUUUUUUCUACCUAAAUAAAUAUGUAAAGCCUGACUAGUGUACAAUAAUGAUGCUUCCUCCUAUACUACACUGUGUUAAAAAGCAAGUGUAUUUGUAAGCAUUUGAGACUUUGAUGUAUCAUUUAAGAGGAAUGAGUAUUUAAAAGUAACCACAGAGAAGCCGGGCAUGGUGGCGCACGCCUUUAAUCCCAGCAGUCGGGUGGCAGAGGUAGGAGGAUUGCCGCGAGUUCGAGGCCAACCUGAGACUCCAUAGUGAAUUCCAGGUCAGCCUGUGCUAGAGUGAGACCCUACCUCGAAAAAACAGACAAAAAAAAAGUAGCCACAGACAAACAGAAUUGGCAUACAACCCUAGAUAAAGCAAAUAGAGAAUACAUAUGGCCCCUCAGCCUGCUCACACACAUCUCUUGGCAGCUGAUGCAUUGUAUUUCAUUUCCUCUAACUUACACAAAAUACAUGAAGUAAACUGUAGUAUUAGACAAUUAUUAUUUGUCUUAGAUCACAGAUUCUAUGAACCCAACUUGAACAACGUAUUAGCUGGAUUUGGGUUGUUUAUGUUUCGUGAACUCAUUUUUCAUCUGACAGUCCUCAAAAACUCUUGGCAUAGCUGAGCAAAUUAGCCUGCCCUGAGUUGCACAGUGGCCCUGAUCUAAAGUGAAGAAUGUGCCCCUGUCUGUUUCCCUAGUUCCAAAGAUGAGUCAAUGGCAGACCAAACUCCUGCUCUCAGUCUGAUGGAGUGUUAACUUGUCUUGUGUUCCCUCAUAAGUGCAAUGCCUUCAGUUGUCCUGCAGGUGGCACGCUGUUGAAGAAUGAGAAGAUAAGCCAUGUUUACACAUCAUCCAUGCAAAGAAAAACGACAUUGUUCAUGGCAUGUGUGCCACUCCCUCAAGCCUGUUCAGUUUCUUUCAUAAGGUUCAUGCUGUCGAACUCUUGUGGUUCUCUCAUCGCAUCUAAAAUGUAAUUUUAAUGAAAGACUGAGGAGAUCUUACAGUGUGGUUGAAAAUAAAUGCGCACAGCUCAGAGAACAUUGUUGUGAAAGUCAGUGGUCUGUGUAACUGCACACCUGUGCUCCUAAAGAAGCUGCCAGCAACCAAAGAGAGGGGAGCUGCCACCAUUCAGAAUUUCUCCUUCACACCAUCAAGCUGGUGUGGACAUUGUUGUGCUGAGCUUUGGUUGACGCCUGGAAGAGAAAGAAGCCCAACAUGCAAGACAAGGAAGGGAGAGGUAGCUGGUGAACAAGAGAGUGUUUUCCCUCAGCACCACCCAUGUUGCUGUAAUGUGUGAUGGGAAGCCAGAUGUGACUAGAAUGAUUGCCACCAUAUUUAUUUUAUCAUCAUCCCAGAAUGAUAAAGAGAGUAUGCAACUAUUGUAUACCAAAAAAACUAUACUUUUGUUUAAAAGGACAUGUGUACAUUUUCACCUCCAAAACAUUCCUGAAGGCUUUGAGCAUUUAAUGGAAAGUGUAUUGUCAGGAAAAAAUACAAAUUACAACUAAGGCUGCCUCUUUAAAAACACACACACAAUCAGUACCCUGUAAAAUAGAGGGACUAUCUCCCAACUGGCUCUUCUGGAACUAGUCAUAUUGUGACUAGAAAGCCGGGCAUGGUGGUGCAUGCCUUUAAUCCCAGUACUCGGGAGGCAGAGGUAGGAGGAUCGCCAUGAGUUCAUCAAGGCCAACCUGAUACUACAGAGUGAAUUCCAGGUCAGCCUGGGCUAGAGUGAGACCCUACCUCAAAAAACAAAAUGUGUGUGUGUGUGUGUGUGUGUGUGUAUGGUUAGAAGAUGACCCUGAAGCCCACAAAUGCAUGGUUUUGAUUGUCUCUCAGGUGCCUCUGUUUGCCCUGCCUUCAUUUUUGCCUUUUAUUAGUAUAUUGAGCAACAAGCACUGUCUCCACCACUUUAAUUAAGCCUGCUGCCUCUAUGCGUUUGCUCCAGCUUGCUGCUCCUCUAUAUCUGCACCUGAGAUGUAAUUCUCUGGAAAGUACCAUGAUAUUUUGGACAUAUGGUCCAAGUGCCUGUGGCAGUUGUAGAACUCAUAGCCUUAGGAACAGCUGUCCAGAUUGGGCCAAGCUAUAUAUUCAUUCGUUCAUUUAUUGAAACAAGUUCUCACUAUGUAGUACAGGCUGGCUUUGAAUUUUCAGUCCUCCUUCCUCAGCUUUCUGAGUGCUGGAAUGACAGGCAUGUGCCAUGACACUUAGCUUUGUGACAAACAUUAUGACAAGUGGUGGGAAAGUAGGAGAGAGGACUUCUGUCCUGCUCCAUGGAGCUUUUGCAAACUGGUAGUAGUGCAAUCAGAUUCAAGCCAGAACUUCUGUGGACUGGAGAACCCAGAAGCAGAAGCCCUUUCAGCAGGACACAGGCCAGGGUCCAGUGCUUUCUACCAUCUGUGUCUGUCAGCCUUGUUCAGAGUCCUGGUAUGAGCCUCUGGAUGCCCAAGGGUACCAAAACUACUGAGUCAGAUGGGCUCAGUCUGGUGGGGUAGCAGAAAUGUAACAUUGGUGACAGAGGAAUCCCCUUGAACCUUGGAGAGACAGCAGGAAUCACUUGAGAACACGUCCCUAGCACAGACAAAACUCACUGUCAGUUGUGGGAGAGCACCUACACACUGCACUUGUCUGCAGUCCUGAAACCUGCUGCACAGACACACCUCCUCUGACUCCUAGGAAUGCUGACAUUUUAUGCACAUUCAUCUCAGCCAUGGGCUUCUCCAACCUUGCUCUUUUCACUUUUCUUGCUGCAAAUUUAACAUAUUGCUACCUUCUUAGUUAGUCUGUCAGUUUUUUGUGAUUUUUAAAUUAUCCUCCUUGGAAGUCCGGAGGGUUUUACUUUUAAUUUCUAUCUACUCAUCUGCUUAUACUUAUUAGUAAGUUCGGGUCAAAUAGGAGGUUCUAAAACUUGAAGCAGAAAAACUACAAGCUUAAAAGAUCAAGUAUGCGAUAAUUUCUAAUUAGCAAUAUCUUACUCCGCUCCAUCUCACCCUAUUAUACCACAUGUCGCAAGCAUAACAUGUUUGUGGUGAGGUGUGCCCUCAUGGCAAGAGGUUCACGUGCCACCUGUAGUGAGUGGGGAGGUGUGGCAGGCUUGAGGAGUGAGCAUAGCACUCUGGCAAAGGCCCCGUUUGUUUCAUGCUAGAUGCCCUCAGCACAAGGCAUUUGGAAUGGGAAUGGGACUGUGCCAGGAACCUCAAGGUGCUUAGUUAAGCCUUACUCAUGAAAGAACAGCAACCUGUUUUCACUCAAUUCUCUAUUUCCCCAUUGGCAAUGUGGCUUUAGUGGUCUUGCCCUGUCAUCCCCCUCCCUACACACAGGUAGACAUAGGCAGUACAGACAGUGUACCAUUGAGGGUUAUAUGUCCUUACCCUUCCCUGAGUUCCAUGACCCUGCUCUGUGCAGAAUGCCAGCAGAGCUAGGCAAGGCAUGGGCAUCAUUAAGACCAUCAGGUCUGCCAGAGGUAGAGGCAGAGAAAUUUGCUUUGGGGUCUUGUCUUGGCUAGGCAGGAAGUUGAGAUGAAUGUGCAAUGGGUGUGAAAACAGAGAAUGGUAGCCUGAGGCGUCCUCCUUUCUUUUUGACUUUGACUUCAAUGUGUAGAAGAUUCAAGAACAGUAACAACACCAAAAAUAAUCAGAUGAUGUUUCACCAUCAUAUAAGCUCAGCUGCCUCUGAGACAAAAUGAGCAAGAAGGCUAACUCAACAUUAAAAUGAUAAAAGAAGAGGGAAGCAUGUGUGUGGGGAGAGCACCAGAAUGAAGUCAGACAUGCAGCUGGAGUCACUGCAGGUGUGGGGUCUCAACCAAGCCCCAGUUUGCAUCGCUAUCCUCCUGCAGUCCGCAUGUGAAGACAGGUGUUCUGAGCAAGAGCCUUUCCAUUCUCUCCACACUGAACAAGGCCAUGGUUUUGUGAGUUGCCAUCCUAACCCUGGCAUUUUUAUCCACUCUUAAGAGAAGUUAUUUCAAGUUUCAGUCUAAACACUUGACAGAUGGCUUCUUUGUUGAGGAAAUGUUAGUUACCUACUAUAAAACUACUACUUUUUUAAAGUUUUUUU